Penaeus monodon (black tiger shrimp) is the source of this 2235-nucleotide messenger RNA. Its product is annotated as tektin-2-like. The record is from RefSeq and is a predicted model, not a curated record. Gene Ontology annotation, biological process: cilium assembly; cilium movement involved in cell motility. The transcript has 9 exons. NCBI's taxonomy places the organism in Eukaryota, Metazoa, Arthropoda, Malacostraca, Decapoda, Penaeidae. Gene Ontology annotation, cellular component: microtubule cytoskeleton; nucleus. Bases 552 to 1823 code for a protein of 423 amino acids.
ACAAAAAAAUAAAAGGGGCAUGCUAGUUUAGACAUAAAUCCUAGUAAUCUUAGAUAUCAUCUGUUAGAUAUUAUUUGUUUGGCAUUUAUUUCGGUCUUUCUAACUGUGUCUUGGUAUUUUAUAAGAGUACUGUAAGGUUAUUCAUUUUUUUACAUAGCAUAAUUUGAAAGACUUUUACACAACGGCAGUGACGUAGAUUGACAUUUGGGAGCCGGAAUGCUAGGUGUUGUGAGGAGCCCCUUAUAUCGGUUAGGUCUGAUGAAGGGAAAAUAAUAUAUGUCAAAGUAGAAACACUUAUCUAAUAACUUUAAAUAAAACGGGUAUUCGCUUAAUCUCCCUUUACGUGUUUCGUAACGUGUAGCGUGUUCUGUUUUGUGUGGAAUUAGGAAGUCAGCGGGAAGGAUUCAAAGGACCAAUAAAAAGAUAAAGAGAUUAAAGGAACAGCUCAUGCGAAAAUAGUCAAAAGUUGCAAAGUGAAGAAAGAAGGAAGACAAACGAGAAGAGAAAAAGAACAUUGGCAGGCACUUCCCAAGUGUUACACAGCAACUAAAAUGAAGGUGGAGAAGCCUGUGGCACGGCACUUGCCCGAAGAUUGGCAUCGUAACAACGCCGCUCUUCGCCAGGCCAGCCACGACACGCGGACGACCUCCCACAAUUUGCGAAAUGAGAGUAUGCACUUUCGUAAUCAGACAACCAACAAGACGUGGUGGGAUAAUGCGGACAACACCAUACGCCUUCAAGACCGAAUCUAUGAAGUCCAGAGGGUCACUGACGACCUGGACCGUUCGCUGAGACAAACUCUGGCCGAGAUCGCGAAGCUGGAGGCCGCCAAGGAGACAGCGGAGGCCGAGCUGGAGGCAAGGGUGUCGCCCCUCAACACGGCCAUGGAGUGCCUCACCCUCAGAGAGCGGCGCAGGGAGGGCGACCUCGUUAAGGAUGAUAUUGAGCUGGAGCUUCACAAGGAGGUGCGGACGCUUGAGAAAUCGCGAGCAGAGCUGGAGAAGGUCGUUCUCGAGGCGGUAUCGCAGCUGAGGGUACUCCACGAAGCCAAGCAGAACCUCCAGGACGACCUCAAGGACAAGAGGGCAGCCCUGGCAGUGGACCGAGAACAGGAGGCGCUGACUGAACACUCGCCCGAGAUCUCCUUCAAACCCGACCCGCUUCGAGUCCCGCCAGGAACCAUUCUGCCUACCGACUGGCUUGAACACCCAUUGAAGAACAUGGCUGCCGCUGAGAACGCAAUCAAGGAAUCGCAAAGCUUGAGGGAUCGCAUGUGCGUCACCAUACAAACGGCGCGACGGAACGAUGAGACGCAACAGACGGCUUCGGAUUAUGCCCUUCGACGCAGGCUUCACCAGGAGAGUCGAGCAAGGGAUGAGCUGCAGUGGCAAAAGGAUCGACUCCUGGAGGAAAUUCGGGCUCAGGAGGAGGAGAUUUCGGCCUUGGAAGAGCAGCUUCGUGCUUCCUCGCUACCCCUGAAGGUGGCGCAGACGAGGCUGGAGGGAAGGACGGCUCGAGUGCGGCACGACUUGGUCAGGGACGCUCCUCAGGACGGCCUGGUGGCGGAGGUCCAGCAUCUAACACAAACUCGGACGCUCCUGAGGGAAAAACUGGCCAAAGCACUGGAUGCCCUUCAUACCUUGCAACGACACCUCCGAACGGUGGACGUGGACCUUGGAAGGAAAAACUUGUCAGUAAGCCUCGAGCAGAAGGUGACCGGUACAAGGGUCGUCCUCAAAGCACCUCAGCCCAAGGAGUCACUAACCCAAGCCAACCUCACUCUUACUGGUUCCCUUAGGAAACACCCUACACAAAUCCUGUAAUGAUUCCCGAUAGUAUAUUCCAAUAGAAUCAAUUCACACAUAAGGUACUUCAAUUAUUGUUCUAGUACAACUUUCAGUAUCGCCCGUAAAUUGUAAUAAGCUGUAACCUAACUAAAUUCUUUAUAAAUGCACUCAAAGACAUCUAGUUUUCUGAUGACAGGAACUUCCUCAGAACCAGUUGCAAUUUACGUACUUUUAAUGCCUAGGUACUUGAAAUGCAAUCCCUUAUACGAUAUAGGAUACACAUGACGAUCUUUGUAAGAUUUUGCAUUUUUUUUCAGUUGAACUUAGAUAGGGUUCAAAUUUUAUUCCCAGUAUCACCACAUAGCAUUAGCUUUACUGUCUUUGCAUGGCCUUCUUAUUCAAUAUUGUAUUGUGCUUUUUGGAAUGGACAAUAAAAUGUAUAUCUUUA